Molecule: messenger RNA, 2082 nt
Organism: Paramecium tetraurelia
Lineage: Eukaryota; Ciliophora; Oligohymenophorea; Peniculida; Parameciidae
Exons: 9
Molecular function (GO): protein binding
Source: RefSeq, a predicted model, not a curated record
AUGUACUCUCCCAAUUACACUACAAAAAGAAGGAAUUUCCACAAUCAUUCCAACUCCUACGAUAAUCAAUAGCAUAACAAACCUAUAAAACCAACCACGCACUUUUACAGCGAGUAUUCCCCCAGUCAUGGCAAUAUUAAUGUAUUUCUUUCACAUUACCAACUUAUUAUAGUAUUGAGCAAAUAUCUGGAAGAGGAUGACAAAUUCGUUGCCAACCCUUUGAAAUCCAUCCUUUUGGACUGUUAGGAAUUUACACUUCACAAUAAAUUCGAAUGCUGCAUAACAUUAAAAUAAAAGGAAAAACUAUUUCGCUAAGUCAUCAACGCAACCCAAUAGUCUUUAUUCCGAGAUAAGCAUUUAUUAGUUCGUAAAUUAUGCUUGUUACACAGCUAUUUCAAUCAAGAGUAUUAAUCAGUAAUUGAUGAUUUUUUGCAGUAACCAAGAGUACAACUUAAAUAUUACCAUCAAGCAUUUAGAUUUUUGGCUGAUUUCUUGGAUCAAUUUGAAGAAGGGAUUAAUCUCUAUAAAAAGUACUUAAGAGAAAAUCCAGAUUCCAUUGAAGGUUAUGACUGUCUCUGUGAUUUAAUUCCCUCUCUACAAGUUGAACUUUGGAACUAGUUCAUAAUCGAUAAUCCAAACAAUAGAACUGGGUAUUUGAGAUUGUUGAACAUUCAAAAUGAGGCUUCUGUGUUGAAGUUGUUUAUAAAGAAUAAUCCCAAUGAUCUCUAUGGAUUUGAAUAGUUGUGUCUUCUCGAUAGAGAUGAGAAUCAAUUUGAUUAAUAUUUACUCAAGUUUCCUGACAGUUUAGAAGCCCAUAAUAAAAAAUGUUAAAUCGCCUUUCAAUUGAAGGGAAAAUUUAAUCCUCAUAUCCUUUCUGGUUACUUAGACAGUUUAGAUAUUAAGGAGAUUUGCAAAAUAAUAUAUUUAGACAUCGACAAUUGUAAUUUUCAAUUGAUAUUUGUAGAUAAAUCAUAAAAUUAGUUGAUCAAAGGGUAUGAUUUAGAAAAAUUAAAGUAUCUUCUUUCCUCAUACAUUUGUAAUCAACCCAUAGUGGAGAAAUUGAAUUUGUUGAAUACUAUUGAAUAGAAGAAGAAACUUAUAGUUCAAAAUGAAAUAUUUAAUGAAAUAAUGAACAUUAUCAUACCAAAGAUUUAUGAUAUUAAUCAAAUGGAAUAAUUGAUCUUAUAAAAUCCAAACGACAUUAAGUUCUAUAUUGAUAAGGCCAAUUAUUAUUAUAAAUUGAAUCAAUUGGAUUUGGCAUUGAAAGUAUUUGAUGAUUACAUCAAUUUGUAUCCAUGUUAGUUUAAAGGAUAUGAUGAGAAAGCCUAAUUUAUGAAAUACAAAUGCAAGCCAAUUCAAAUCAAAUAACAUUGGGAGAAAUUCAUCUAGGCAUGUCCGAAUGAAGAGCAGAACAUAUUGUUGAGGAAGGCAGAAAUACUGACAACUGUAUUGAAGUAGCAUGACAAGGCUAUUUCUUUAUUAGACUAACAUAUAAAAUUCUACCACGGAGAUGAAAAUGGUUAUUUAGCAAAAAUCAAGUUAUUGCACAACUAAGGAAGAUAAAAAGAGCUUUUAGUUACGAUAGAUGAAUACUUCUAAUUAAAUCCAUAGAAUGAGGAGAUUCAAUUAUUGAAAGUUUAAAUGCUCGUAAAGCUAUAUUCCAAUGACAUAGCAUUAUAAUUCAUUGAUUCACUGCCAUAUUAACAUUCAUUGAAGUUGGUGGAGAUGAAGGCUAAAAUACUAGGCGAGAAGAAGAAGGAGGAUGGACUGAAGGUAUUGGAGGAGUACUAGAAAUGUAAUUCAAAUUGUAGUAAAGCGAAUAAAUUAAGGAUUUAAUUUAUUCGAGAUUUCUUUGGAAAUUCGUACAUUCAGUGUUUGAGAGAAUUAAUAAAGAAUGAUCCAGACUCCAUCAAGGGUUACAAGUUAUUUUACAAGCUGACUCUGGAUGAGCAUACAUUAUACGAUGAAGCCAGAGAUUGGAUUGAUUUCUACAUAGAGACUCACCCUGAUUAGAAGGAGAAUCAUAAAAUUCUAUUAAAUAUGUUGACAAAAAUGAGAUGUGAUAAUCUUAAUUAAGGGUGA